This is a messenger RNA of Schistosoma haematobium, 3090 nucleotides long. RefSeq lists its product as uncharacterized. Bases 699 to 2057 code for a protein of 452 amino acids. The record is from RefSeq and is a predicted model, not a curated record. Lineage: Eukaryota; Metazoa; Platyhelminthes; Trematoda; Strigeidida; Schistosomatidae. The transcript is spliced from 5 exons.
CCAAAACUACACUCUGUUAACGAGUUGGUAUGUCUUCGCUGGAGUCGAGUAAUGUUCGGCACCAUAAUUGCACAAGUUCACCAGAGUUUGUGAAAACACCAGAAAGUUCGUUGGAUCCGAGAGAUAAAUUGUUUGCUGAUAGUAAACUAAUGUGUUCUUCAAAUUUAAAUGAGACCUAUUGGAUGAAACUGGACAAGUCGUUAAUUGCCCGACAAGAGGUAAAGUCGGUUGUUACUGAUAUGGUACGUUGAUAUUUACUGACUCAUUGGCCAAAAUGAAAUAACUGUUGCUGCUAGUGAUACGUCCUGUUUCUAUCCUUAGUAUUUUGUUCCAAUAUAUUACCAUGUGGCUAACUUCAUUAUUUGAUUUUAGUUCUUACCUAUCACUAGUGUUCACCUAAAACACCCUACCAUGAUUCAAAAACUUUCUCAUGACCUUAGUUUUGUGCUAGUUAGAUUAAGUAUAUGUAUCUGUUUACCACUAUACACUCUUACCUAAAAUUUUGUAAUUUUUACUUAGGCUUCAUAAGUAGUUUAGGCAUCCUGAAAAAAUUUCGAUUUUCGCAUUAAAAAACUACUUCUGAUUAUAAUUUUGCCUAUAUAAAUCAGUAACUAUAGUUUCUUUAAAAAUAGGUUAUCUGUGAACUAUUAUUUCAUUUACCUAUGAAAUUUUUUUGAUUCCAGAAGUCCCGAAAAGAUAUGUUUUCACUAAAUUCCCGACCUGCUUCGCAAACAUUUAAAACACACUCAACCCGAUAUUCUCGUAAAAGUUUGAAAACCCAUUGCAAUAAAAAACAUUCCACAUACAGACAAAGUGAAGAUACUACGGAUUCUGGUAAUGGUCUAUCUUCAACCAUUGGUAUUUUAAAUAACAAAUCUGGUCACGUAACCCAGUUAGCCAACCGUGUCGAGCAUCUUUUAAUUCAGGAUUCUACUAACAUCUUGUAUCAGAACAAGGAAAUACAAUUAGUCUAUCAUAUUGAAAAACCGGACUCCUUGGAAAAUCAUUUAUUUUCUAGCACUAAAAAGAAUCCAAAUAGUCUCAUCCCAAGUCCAGUUACAACCACAUUAUCAUCACCCUGGUAUCGUCAUUGUAGACCAAAAGCCCCUCCUCCAACUUUUCCUUUUUCCACAGAAAAUUCUGUGAAAUGCUGUGAAAGUGAAAGCCGCGAUUUUGAGCUUUGUGAAGGGAGUAACAAGAAUGGAAACGGCCAUCUAGAAUUUGAAUGCGAAAACGCGCUUAAACCUGUCCCAUGUCUACUUUCUUCAGUGUGUUCAUAUUCAGUACACUGUCCAAGUAUACAAGUUCUAGAGGCAGAUCUUAGUCAAGAAAACAUAAACUGGGAUUCAGAUUACCCACUGCCAUCUUCUCUACCUCCUUCCAGUGAUGUCGCACCAACACUAAUGAGUCAUUCUUAUCCCCCCUCACCCGCUCUCAACAACAAUACUGAUGAAGUAUCCAAUACGCUUUCCGGAGCAGUAGCAUAUUUAGAAGAAGUUAAUUUAAAACCUUUGGCUCCCAUAACAAAUAUCUUGCCAAAUGGUGGUUCUUUUAUUCGUCGUCAUCCUAAAUGGGCAGUUCCUUGUAGUUCAGACAUCCUUAGGUCCCAUACAACUGUUCGUUUCCCUGGUUCAAACUCGGUAAUCGAUUUUGAUUUGAAUUCAUCUCCUUCUGUACCAUCCCCUCCUCCUUUGAUUGUGGAACGUUUGCCAUGUGAACUGGAUAUUUCAAAGUCUCAAGAACAGCACUUAAAUUGUUCACCUACUCUAAAUAAUCCUAAUCUAACACGUCCGAUAUUUUUAAAACGUGGAGCAUCUGAUGGUGCAGAACAAAACUCUGAAGAUAUAAUUGGCCUAGAUAUUAACAAGGAAUAUGAUCCACCAUCAACGAUGAAACGCAGUCACUAUUGGGAUCUUACCAACGAGGAAUAUUCACCCAAAAAAAGUCGUGUUCAGUUACUAUUACCAAGUGAAUGUAGCGCAUUUCUCCCAGUAAAGUCAACUCGUCAAUUGGAUCAUAGACAUAUACACUGUAUUUCUCCACCUUAUUUACGAUAGAGACCCAAGUUAAAUCAGUAUUUAAAGUACAAAUUGUAUACUAAAUACUUAGUCUUUCAUAUAUAUAUAUAUAUAUAUAUAUAUAUGUAUAUAUAUAUAUAUAUAUAUAUAUAUAUAUAUAUAUAUAUACUGUACAUUUUAACGGACCAUUGAUUUUUGUUGACAUUUUUGUUAUUUCCGUGACUUAGUGGUUUUGUUAUUUUGCCAUGUACCUACGUACUGCUCUAGUUCUCUAUUUAUUGACUCAUUUUCUUUAUUUUCUCCCAAUACUUCCGUUCGUUUAUUUGUCGUUUCUAUUUCGCUUAACCCUCUUGCCCUUAAAUAUUAUUCAAUAACAUUACGAUCACAACUAUGGUUAUUAUUUUCUAUUGUUUCUCUUUGUGUUCAUCGUGAUUUAUUCUUGAACAAAGAAAGUGAAAAGGAAAAAAGGAAAAUCUCUAAUCCCCUUAAUUUGCUUUGUGUGUUUCCUUUCUGUAUAGCUUUUGUAUGUUAGUUUCUUUUUGUUCAUUGUUAAAAUUUGUUUACUGUAUUUGGCUUUUUUCUUUUUUUGGAUAUUUUGUUAUACUAAAUUUAUUGUACGAAUUAUUGUACUGAUUCGAGUUCUGUCUGGCAGUUGUUUUUCCAUUAAUUUUUGUAACCAUUAAAAUUGUUAGGAAUGGCAAAGUACAAAUGUUCUUAUGUAAGAAGCUCUUUUUUGUUAGUUUCCAGAUAAUUUUCCAUGUUUAAUGUAUACAUAGGGAGAACUGAUUUCUGAUGAUGCUUGGCGGAUCCAGACACCAAUGAAAAAAGGGAUCAUGAUGUCUCGAUCCUAUUAUCAAUUAUUGGUUUAGCAUUGCUUGCCCUAAAUGAUAUGCAUUCAAACACUUGUUCGAUGAAAUAACGAAAUUUAUGUCAUAAACACUGUUUUAUGAAAAAAAGAUGAUAUAAGUAGAGGUUGUCAUGUUAAACAUCCUCAUCAUAUGAAAAGAUAACUGUAAUAAACCUGUCUGCUGUCUACGACAAAUGUUAAGGAAAUAUAGAUGUGUUCAGUAAA